AUGUGGAUGAUCGUCUUCCUGCUGGGUUCGGUGGUGGCGCGCUCCGCCAUCGUGCCCCUAAUCGUCGACUUAAACUAUCCGCAAAAAUGCACCACGUUCAUUGCGACGCUGGCGAAAACCAUGUGCAAAUAUCAAUUCGCGAUGCUCAUCACGUUCGUCACCAUGCGCUUCCAAAAGAUAAACGGGGCCUUGACGGAAUUAAUGCAUCCGGGCCGCGGGGACGAUGUCAAGGAGGAGGCGACACGUCGCGCACGAUUGCAGCGACUAACACGGGUGCACUUUAAAUUGUGCAACGUGUGUAAGAAUAUUCACGACGCCCUGUCGUUCACGCUUUUGUUGUCCAUGAUCCAAACAGCCGUGGACAUUUUCCAGCACACGUUCUACUUGUACUUGGCGCUGACGAAGAGUUGCGAGGGAUGCGGGUUCCUGCAUUAUUUGUGUCCGCUUUUAUGGCUGCUGGAUGAGGGUGUGGAGACCAUCAACUUGGUCAGGGCCUGCGAGAAUGUGACCGCUGAGGUGGAUAGAAUCGGGCCGCUUUUACACAAGUUGCGUCGGUUCGUGAGUGACGCAUGCGCUAAGGAUAUUUAUUCCUAUUCGAUUGAAUGUCUUCAUCAACGCGUCAAAUUCGACAUGGCUGGAUUUGUCGUCCUGGACUACAACCUGCUCUACGUGUUCUUUCAAGUUUUCUCGACGUAUUUUAUUAUCAGCAUUCAAUUCUUCGAGACACAUCUCAGUGACAAGCGCGGCAAUGCAACUCAGACCGUGCUCGGCAAUUUAUCGUAA
Dalotia coriaria is the source of this 783-nucleotide messenger RNA. RefSeq lists its product as uncharacterized. Gene Ontology annotation, biological process: sensory perception of taste; male courtship behavior; chemosensory behavior. The record is from RefSeq and is a predicted model, not a curated record. Lineage: Eukaryota; Metazoa; Arthropoda; Insecta; Coleoptera; Staphylinidae. Bases 1 to 783 code for a protein of 260 amino acids. The transcript is spliced from 3 exons. Gene Ontology annotation, cellular component: dendrite; axon; membrane.